Molecule: messenger RNA, 1581 nt
Organism: Acanthamoeba castellanii str. Neff
Lineage: Eukaryota; Discosea; Longamoebia; Acanthamoebidae
Product: phospholipase blike protein g, putative
Exons: 17
Coding region: 1-1581 (526 amino acids)
Biological process (GO): phospholipid catabolic process
Cellular component (GO): extracellular region
Molecular function (GO): glycerophospholipase activity
Source: RefSeq, a predicted model, not a curated record
AUGGCGGUGGGGAGCUCGAUGUGGCCAAGACCGGAGAGGUGCGGCGUGCUGGUGUGCACGAUUGUGAUGGCCUUCAUUUUUGUUGGCAUCGCUGCCGGUCGAUGCACUUGCAUCCAAGGCCUCCCUCGCAGCAAGCGCACCGACGCGUCCCCCGCCACCGGCUACUUCGUGCCAGGCCUGAACAAGACGGGCUGGGAUGUGCUGCAUGUGGUGGGCUCGCCCAACUACACGCCCGACCAGCAGAUGUUUGCCGCCGGCUACGUGGAGGGUUUCCUGACGGCGAAGCAGAUCUCGGACUGGUACACGAACUACGAUGCCAACCAGUUCCACACCAAGCCCGUCUCGGAUGGCCUGCGCAACUACCUCACCCAACAGCUCUCGUGGGCUCGUGCCAUGAGCGAGAAGAUGAAGCACACGUCGGACUACUGGAUGCACGUGUCCCUCAUCCUGCAACAGUUCGACGGACUCGUCGCGGGCUAUCAAGCGAGCCUCCUCCCUCACAGGAACCUAUCCUCCUUCGACUUGUACCUUCUCAAUUCUGCCGGAGACAUUGAGGAUCUGGCCAACCUUUACCCUCAGCCGGGCAUGCGCCGAUCGUUCAAGCCCGAGGCGCCCCUUGAGUUUACCGACUGCAGCGCUCUUAUCACGUUGCUGCCCAAGAGUGCGGACCUGUUCGCUGGGCACACCACUUGGACCGACUACUACAGCAUGAACCGAAUCUACAAGCACUAUUCGCUGCCCCUUACCGGAGCGGCCGCCGUGAACAUCUCCUUUUCGUCUCGCCCUGGAAUGCUGUCGUCCAAGGACGAUUGGUACACCAUGAGCUCAGGUCUCGUGUCUCUCGAGACCACUAACGCGGUCUACAACAAGUCGCUGUACGCCAACGUGAAGCCUGAGGGGUCGCUUCUGUGCUGGCAGAGGGCCAUGCUGGCCAACCGCUUGGCCAAGACCGGCAAGGAAUGGACCGACAUCUUCGCCCAGCAUAACUCUGGCACCUACAACAACCAGUGGAUGGUGGUGAACUACAACCUGUUCCAGGCAGGCCGCCCGCUGAAGGCCGGCACGCUGCACAUCCUGGAACAGAUCCCCGGCUACACCAUGAGCGAUGACGUCACGCAUGUGCUGGCCAGCCAGGGCUACUGGCCGUCCUACAAUGUGCCCUACUUUGAGUGGAUCUACAACAUCUCCGGCUGGACCGAAAUGCUGGCGAAGUACGGCGACAACUACUCCUACGCCAAAUGCCCUCGCGCCACCAUCUUCCGCCGGCCCACGUACAACGAUUGGCAACACGACCCGUUGGCCCUGAACGACCCCGCCAACGGCAUCUCCUCCCGCUACGACCUUCGCGGUGAUAUCGACAAGCCGGCCUUCGCCUUUGGCGGCAUCGAUUCCAAGGCCACGUCGUCCGCGAUGAUGAUCAACCCCGAGCGCAACAUGCUCGCCCUUGCCAUCAGUGGUCCCACGCACCAGCAGCAGACCCCGUUCGAGUGGACUGCCAAGUGGGAGGACGUGCACGAGGGCCAGCCCGCCCUUUGGAACUUCGAUUGGGUGGUCCACGAUUCCAACGCCAACCGCUCUUAG